This is a messenger RNA of Vitis riparia (riverbank grape), 1645 nucleotides long. RefSeq names its product OVARIAN TUMOR DOMAIN-containing deubiquitinating enzyme 7. The record is from RefSeq and is a predicted model, not a curated record. Bases 55 to 1212 code for a protein of 385 amino acids. Gene Ontology annotation, molecular function: cysteine-type deubiquitinase activity. Gene Ontology annotation, biological process: protein deubiquitination. The transcript has 13 exons. NCBI's taxonomy places the organism in Eukaryota, Viridiplantae, Streptophyta, Magnoliopsida, Vitales, Vitaceae.
UCGAAAACGAUGUUACAGGGAAAAAAAUAAGAAAAAGAAGAGAAAAAAAAAACAAUGGUUCAAGCAAAGCAUCAACAGAAGUCUAAAGCCAAGAAACAGCCCCAGAUGAAAAAGCAAGGAAAGCAGGCUGACAUUUCGGAGUUCCGGGCACAGCUCGAUGCGUUGGGCUUGAAAAUUAUUCAGGUGACUGCUGACGGAAAUUGUUUUUUCAGGGCCCUGGCAGAUCAAUUGGAAGGCAAUGAGGAGGGACAUGAAAAGUACCGCAGCAUGGUGGUGCGGUAUAUUUUGGAAAACCGUGAAAUGUUUGAGCCAUUUAUUGAGGAUGAUGUGCCUUUUGAUGAUUAUUGCCAGUCCAUGGAAAAGGAUGGCACAUGGGCAGGACACAUGGAAUUGCAAGCAGCUUCUCUUGUUACUCGUAGCAAUAUAUGCAUUCAUCGACAUAUGUCGCCUCGCUGGUAUAUACAGAAUUUUAAUGCCUCUGGAGCUCGGAUGAUCCAUUUAUCUUAUCAUGAUGGGGAACAUUACAAUAGUGUGCGGUUAAAGGAGGAUCCUUGUGAUGGACCAGCUAGGCCAAUCAUAAUCAAGGCUGAUACUGAUCUUUCGGCGGCAUCUCAUCAAGUAAAAGGUGCAUUCAGCAAGUCUAAAAGUGGAGCUGGCAGGAAUAUCAUUGAUGCAGGAUCCAUCAAAUUGGUCAUGGUUGGAAGCGGUUGUGAAAAUGCGGAAAAAGUUGAACAGGUUUUGGUAGAACUAAGCGGUGAUGUUGAUGCAGCAAUAGAAUAUCUGAUAGCUGAACGGGAAACAGAAGAGGACUUGGUUGAGAAUGAUAAACUUCUUUGUCAGACAGAUACUUCUUAUGGUGAAAAUGACGAUCGAAAGGUUGAGCAAGGCAAAGAGAUACUUGAAAAUAACAGCUGCAAGCAAGAUUCAUCUAGUAAUAGUAUUGGACAAGCUCAUGAUGAUAGCAGUUGUAGACGUGAUGAAAAGAAGAUCCCAAGAAACCAGGUUUGUCCAUGUGGCUCAAAAAAGAAAUGCAAGACUUGUUGUGGAUCAGUUGCUGGGAGACCCUCUACUAAGUUUUUAGUUAACCAGACAGUUGACUCUAGUAAGGGUAGAAAGGAAAGGAAGCAAGGGAAGAAAGGUAGAUCUGCUAAAUUUGUUCCCUCCGCUAGAUCUAGUGAAGGGCCACCCGACGUGGGUGCGCUUUCUAUUUGAUCAGGACACGAAGGUCUUCAUUCUGCUGUCACCAAAAGAGAAACAGAUACUGGACCAAAUCAAAGGUCUCCUAAAUGCUGGCGCGGGUGCUCUUGCAAAUGUGUUUAUACCAAAAGGCGAAGGAGGAUAUCUGCUGUCCACUGCAGAGAACUUCAACCAUAGUAGAAAUCAGUCCCAGAUUAUGGCUAAUGCUUUGCCGUCCAAAUUUAAUUUUAUUUCUGAAAGCAAUGAUGUCACAUGGACCUGGUUGGUAGACAACGUUUGUGCAUUAGAAGUUUAAACAAAAUGAAAUGACGGAAAUAACAAGAAGAAAAGCAAUGAAAGUGUAAUGUAUUUUUAUUUGAGAUUCUGUUGGGACUGUCUUCUUUUAUAUACGUUCAUAGCCUGUAAGAGACAAUUUUUGGCUAAAAUGUAUUAGAAUGUUGGUUCAGGA